GGUGCAGUGCAGUGGCAAAUGCGAAACGAACGUAUGUUUAUGGCUCAUAUUGCAACAAGAAAGACUGUCCGUCAACUGUUGGCUAGAUACUUACCAUGCAGUUCAUUUCGUAGAGCUUAGUGAGAGAGACGUAAAUGAAGGAAAGUGAGCUGUUUCAACAUAUAGGUAUUGUUUGAAAUGUGAAGUGGUAGAUUGCCCGAGGAAGCUGAAAUAUGUGAAGGUUUUAUGAAUGUUCUGAAUGAUCAGUUCGAUUAAUACAUCUCCAGAUUGGUGGUAGUCGUCCCGUAACCGCGCAGUUACGUAAAAGUAUGAUUAACGUGUUGGUUAAAUAAUUGAUUGGUAGAAUGAUUCGCUCGUUCACUGAGAUUGUUUUGAAGUGUUAUCAACAAUUGUAAAUAAUUAGCAUGCUGUAGUGAAAGUGAAGAGGUUGUAAAAAAAUCUCCAAAAUGUAGGCUACAUGGAAUGACAGAUUCGACAUCAGCAGAAAAAGCUUUCAAUCCUAAGAGCCCUAUCGAUUUUAUCUGUGUAGUGCUAACAAAAAAUGGGUGGUCAGUACGAAUGUAUUGGUGCCCGAAUAUCCUUGCAUUAGUUUUUCCAGUGUUUUCCUAUAAACGCUGUCAGUCAGUGUACAGAAGGACUUUUCAGCUUGACUAGCAGAGGUUUAUGUAAAAGAGGAUAUCGUUUUGCUCAAGGUGGAUCGUUUCGUGCAACCAGGAUGAAUCGUCGCUAGUAGUAUGAAAUGGUGGUUGUUGGUGCAUUGUGCAGUGUGGCAUAAAUUUAAACAUCGGCUAAGUUUUUCUCGUAUAGUUUUGUGAAGGAAUAGUGCGGUGAGUUCGACCAACAGAACAGAGGAAUAAUAUGGGACAGGCAGCGAGUCAGAACGACGAUGCCGAUCCCGACCAAGAAGACGACGAAAUUAUUCCGAUGCGCGCGGAUCGCUUUCUGACUGAUAGUGAUAUAGCGUGUGAAGAAGCAUCCAGGUUAACAGCCGAGCUGCAGGAUGAGGUCUCACCUGAAGACGAUGAUGGAAUGUGUGAAUACCAUGAUAUGCCACCUCCACCGGACGGCGGAUACGGCUGGGUGAUUGUGUUUGCGUCGUUUAUGUGUAACAUGAUAGUGGACGGUAUCGCGUAUACCUUCGGUGUGUUUUUGAAUGACUUCGCGAAGUACUUUGGCGAAGGUAAGGGUACGGUUGCGUGGGUGGGUAGUUUACUUAGCGGGAUGUACUUAAGCGCUGGUCCAGUGGUUUCGGCACUGGCGAACAAAUAUGGCUGCCGAGCAGUCUGUAUAGCUGGUAGUAUAAUCUCCUGCGUGGCAUUUGCUCUCAGUACCUUAAGCACGAAUGUGACGAUGAUGAUGCUGACAUACGGUGUCAUGGGUGGCAUCGGGUUCGGCUUUAUCUAUCUGCCAGCGGUUGUCGCCGUUGGAUAUUAUUUUGAAACCAAACGUUCCUUGGCGACCGGAAUCGCUGUAUGUGGCUCUGGCUUCGGUACAUUUGCCUUUGCACCGCUGGCUAACAUGCUGCUGGAAAAUUUCGACUGGAAGAAUUCCACUCUAAUAUUAGCUGGUCUAAUAUUGAACUGUGCAGUGUUCGGUGCUAUGAUGCGGCCACUAACGUACCCGAAAGAAGACAAAGUAAAACCGCUGAUGCAACGAAUGUACGAGGAGAAGCGCAUGCAGAUGGAACGCGGUUCGAUUGGUGGUUCCUAUUUCAUGGUGCAAUUACCUGACGGUACAAUGGAAAAAAGACUGAAAGCUCCUCUGAAUGCCGACCCCGGCGUACACUCUAGUUUAGCUCUAGAUCAGUUAGCCGCACAACAGAGUGGGAUGCACGCAGUUGCUACGCUGCCCACGAUAGCCGAAUCAAAGGUCCACGAGCAAACCGAUUCCAGCAAUUCUUCGUCCGAAUCCAGCCAAAUAGAAAUAAAGAAACCCCUGCAACGGAAACGUACUACUAAUUCAGAGUCCGAUGCCAACGAAUAUGGCGCGAAUAAUUUGCCACGGAAUGCCUCUCAACCAGCGUUCUCUAGUCAUCAGUCAGGUAUCCCAAAGAAUGGAUCCGUUCCAACGUUCGACCGUGUUCGUAAGCAUUCGACAGGUGAAAGAUUUAAACCAUCCUUGGCUGCUAUUAAAGCAAGCUCUAGAGGUGAUGUUGGUAGUAACGGAGAUGUACGUAAAUCUAUGCAUUUAAAACUGUCACGCGGGUCUGUCACCAACAGCAAAAAUAAUAACGCUGAAGAUUUAGAUGAAACAAGUAUGUUCGCUUCCAAAGCUUCGUUGAAAGUCGAUCGACCCGGAAUGGUUCGUCCUUUGUCCCGUAAGGAUAUUUUCUACUCAGGAUCCGUCACCAAUCUGAAGGAGUUUCAGUCACAGAAAUCGCUCACCAACUACCGUAACUCAGUAGUCUCGUUGACUAAAUUCGAACGUGAACAUAGGAGCGACGUUAAGAUGGAUGUUGAGAAAGGAAGUGAACAAUAUGACCUGUGUCCAUGCUUGGUGCUUCCAGAGUCAUUCAAAAAUGCCCUUGGAGCCAUGAUGGACAUGAGUCUGCUCAAAGAUCCAGUAUUUAUGAUGAUUGGAAUUUCCAACGUGUUCGGUAUGGCUGGACUGUAUGUGCCAUUUGUAUACUUAGUGGAUGCAGCCGUUGAGAACGGAAUUGAACAAAACUCAGCCUCCUUCCUCAUUUCUAUAAUUGGUAUCACAAAUACCGUUGGCAGGAUAGUGUGCGGAUACAUAGCUGAUUUCCCGAAUGUAGAUGCUCUGUUUCUAAAUAACAUUUGCCUUGUAAUCUCAACGUUUGCCGUCGCACUGACACCGUUCUGUCAAAGUUAUGCUUCGUACGUAGCAAUGGCGAUUGGUUUCGGCAUAGCAGUUGCUGGAUACAUCUCGCUGACGUCAAUUAUUUUGGUGGAUCUUCUGGGAUUGGAUAAACUUACAAAUGCAUUUGGUUUGCUGAUUUUGUUCAGAGGUGCAGCGACAAUCGUUGGAUCACCGUUGGCCGGUGCACUGUAUGAUGCGACGCAGGAAUACUCGCUUCCAUUCUACGUUGCCGGUGGACUUUUUGGUCUCUCAGCGAUCUUUAGCUUUGCUGCGCCCGCCAUGAAAAAAUACCGCAAGCAGGAUGAAACACCCGUGCAUGUCGAAGUGCUGACACCGAUCGAUGAGGAACCGUCGGAAGAUCUCGCCGACGAUGACCAGCCCAUCACCAUGGUACCAAAGAUUGUCCAAACUGCACCAAGUCCAUCAACGGAACAGCCAAUCAAUUCUAAUUUCGCUCAGGCAUCAGACGAACGGAAGUCGAAACCGGCAGUGAAUGGGAACGCGAAUGAUACUAGCAAGGAAAUCAGCCAGAUCGAAUCUGUUCUGUAAUUGCAUGCGGUGUUGUAUUUCGGGAGUCCAAUCAUCUCAAACAAAACUCUAGAUUUGUUUCGCGCGAUCUUGUGCUUAGAAUUGUACAUUUAAUAUUUAGGUCGGACGUGUUUUAAUUAUAUUAUUUUUAAUUGAAACAAAAAAGUGUCAUACAAUAAAAAAAUUUCUGUGAGAAUAACAACCCGAAGUAUGCUAGGGCUUAGCAGAUUGCAUGUGAAAUUAAGAGCGAUGUGUGAUUUUACUAUGUAUGUAAAUUUUCUAUGCGUUAUGUACUUUUAUAAUUGUUUAGGUUUCACAAAAAGAAAGAUGAUUUAUUACGGAAAAUGCAAAGCUAGUUGGUACAAUGUUAUCCACAUUUGAAUUCAUUCGAUAGAACAAAAUGUAGUUCGCUAGUAGACAAGAUACUGCAAAGGUGUAACACGAGUAUUAGUCGGUUUUAAGUGUAUAUAGAAAGUCAAAAGGUACAGCGAAUUAAUGGUACGCCAUUCACACUACAGAGAGUUAGAACAUAGUUUUACAUUCAAUAGUAUGAUCUGUACAUGAUCAUCAUAGAGCAGUUAACUUCAGAAAAUGUAAACAAGCUUAGAUUACCAUUACAAAUGCCAAUGUUUUUGCUCUUAGCUUGACGCUCGUUUGUAAAAAUGCACAAAACCAUCUUCGAAAUUAGAUUCAGCGAGACGAUUGCAUUCUGCGUUCUGUUAAUUUUGAUCAUUUCCAAGCUUUGCAAUGCUUCCAGUAUAUUAUGCGACCUCAGUCGGUAGUUUUUGAAUCGAUUAUGAUAAGAAAGCCAAAGUUUUUGUACGUGAAACGUCUCUGUAGUGCGAUUGAUACGCCGAUGGUAGGAUAAAUAAAACAAUAAAAUUUCGAUUGUUUUUAGGAUGUAUCCAGAAAGUGUCGUAUGAUCAGAAAUGAUAUCGAGGUAGAGUUUAGGAAUGUGUUGAGUCAUUUGUUUAAAGGCUAUUUUAUCUUAUUUCAGUAGGAUAUAUAAAUCAGUGUAAAAUCGUUUUGAUAUUAAAAUAGCUUAUCGAUCAACCAAAUCAGUGUAUCCUGGUAGUAGAUGCUGCAACAAAUUAAAACAAAUAGCUAGUAUUGCUAAUAACGUAAAACGCCAACCACUGCUGGAAUCAUGUGUGCUCGUCGUGCGUGCAACUUUACACAAACGUACCCAUUAUUUGACGAAUUCUGUUAUUUUCAACACCAUGAUUAUUAGUAAAGGUCAUUUGAAACAUAUCAAGCAGCUUUUCAUCUUUCCUAUAGAAUAACAUACCAAUGCUUUCAUAUUCAAAAUUGACACUACAAUGGUUUCUGGCGAACGUAGUAUUCUACGAUUUGAAUACUUGCAACUGUUGCACGGCGAACGAUGUGAUUAUCAGCUGUAGUUACUAUUCCUUGAGCUAAUGCCACAAACACCUGAUGGAAACUGCUAGUAAAACAGAAAACAACAGUUUGUUGACAACGAUAAAGAACAGGAACAAAA
This is a messenger RNA of Topomyia yanbarensis, 4846 nucleotides long. RefSeq names its product monocarboxylate transporter 3-like. The record is from RefSeq and is a predicted model, not a curated record. Lineage: Eukaryota; Metazoa; Arthropoda; Insecta; Diptera; Culicidae. Bases 859 to 3369 code for a protein of 836 amino acids. The transcript is spliced from 10 exons. Gene Ontology annotation, biological process: transmembrane transport; monocarboxylic acid transport. Gene Ontology annotation, molecular function: monocarboxylic acid transmembrane transporter activity.